UGGCGACCAGAGAGAGGCCGAGCAUCAUCAUCAUCAUCAGCAGCUUUUACCUCACUGCCCUUCCAGCAGCAUCUCACCUUCAACCGGCCUGACGCACAUCCAUCCACCGCCGCACCCGAGAAGAACAAACACACACAAGAGAGAAGAAACACAACAAGGAGAAUCGAGCAUCAUCACAGUCGGUUGUUUUUUUAAUGAUGUAGGGGAUCGUUUUGCGGUUUGACGUCUAAUUUAAAUCCUAGCCCGCCUCUCUGCGACAAGGAGAAACAGCAUCCAGCUGCGCAUCAAUAAAAAGAAGCAUCCUCUCUUCUCAGCUUCUUUAGGAUAAAAACCUCUCCACGCAGAAGGACGAAGUCGUUGCGCAUCCCUUGGUCGUUUAUUUUGACGGUCACAUCAGGCCCAAACAUCCUCCUCCUCCUCCUCCUCCUCCUCUUCCUCAGCAGCAGCAGCAGCAUCUCUCCGCUCAGCAUCCUUCCUCCUCCUUGAAUCUGCGCCAUGGCCGACAUCCCAGCGGAUUGCAAUAUCAAAGUGUUGUGUCGCUUUCGUCCUCUCAACCAGUCUGAGAUCGUCCGAGGGGACCAGUUCAUACCCACGUUCCAGGGAGACGACUCUGUCCUCGUCGGGGGGAAGAACUAUGUGUUCGAUCGAGUGUUUCCGACCAACACCACCCAGGAGCAGGUGUACAACACCUGCGCCAAGCAGAUUGUCAAAGAUGUUCUGGGUGGAUACAAUGGCACUAUCUUCGCAUAUGGACAAACCGCCUCCGGGAAGACUCACACCAUGGAGGGCAAGCUGCACGACCCUCACCUGAUGGGCAUCAUUCCUCGCAUCGCUGAGGACAUUUUCAACCACAUCUUUGCCAUGGAUGAAAACCUGGAGUUCCACAUCAAGGUUUCAUACUUUGAAAUCUACAUGGACAAGAUCCGUGACCUUCUGGAUGUGACAAAGACCAACCUGUCUGUCCACGAGGAUAAGAACAGGGUGCCAUUUGUCAAGGGAUGCACUGAGCGUUUUGUCUCCAGCCCUGAUGAGGUGAUGGAUGUGAUCGAUGAGGGAAAAGCUGCCCGUCAUGUCGCUGUGACCAACAUGAACGAGCACAGCUCUCGCAGCCACAGCAUCUUCCUGAUCAACAUCAAGCAGGAACAUGUGGAGACUGAGCAGAAACUGUGUGGAAAACUCUACCUGGUGGAUCUGGCUGGCAGUGAGAAGGUCAGUAAGACUGGAGCUGCAGGAGCCGUCCUGGAUGAGGCUAAAAACAUCAACAAGUCUCUCUCUGCUCUGGGAAAUGUCAUCUCUGCGCUGGCUGAGGGCACGAAAUCUCACGUGCCGUACCGCGACAGCAAAAUGACCCGCAUCCUGCAGGACUCCCUCGGUGGGAACUGUCGCACCACCAUGUUCAUCUGCUGCUCUCCUUCCAGCUACAACGACGCCGAGACCAAGUCCACUCUGAUGUUUGGACAACGAGCCAAGACCAUCAGGAACACCGCCUCCAUCAACCUGGAGCUGACGGCGGAGCAGUGGAAGAGGAAGUACGAGAAGGAGAAGGAGAAGAACAAGACUCUGAAGGAAACCGUCCAGAAGCUGGAGACCGAGCUCAACCGCUGGAGGAACGGAGAGGACGUGCCUGAGACGGAGCAGACCACGCCAGACGUGGUGACCCGUUUCGAAACCAUUGAGGACCGUCCUAUUCUGGACAACGACACCUCCUCCAUCGUGGUCCGCAUUUCUGAGGAGGAGCGGCAGAAGUACGAGGAGGAGAUCCGCAAGCUGUACAAGCAGCUGGAUGACAAGGAUGAUGAGAUCAACCUGCAGUGCCAGUUGGUGGAGAAACUGAAAGGGCAGAUGAUGGACCAGGACGAGCUCCUGGCCUCAUCCAAGGGCGAUGGGGACAAGGUCCAGGCUGAACUGGGCCGGCUGCAGGUGGAGAGCGACUGCGCCAAGGCGGAGGUGAAGGAGGUGCUGCAGGCUCUGGAGGAGCUGGCUAUCAACUACGACCAGAAGAGCAUGGAGGUGGAGGAGAAAGGCCUGCAGAACCAGCUGCUGGCUGACCAACUGUCCCAGAAAAUGGCCAGUCUGAUGGAGCUGGAGGCUGAGCUGUCUCGUAUGCAGGAAGUGAGCGGGCAGCAGAGGAAACGCAUCGCUGACGUCCUCAAUGGUCUGAUGAGGGACCUCAGUGAGUUCAGCACCAUCGUGGGCAACGGCGAGAUCAAGCUGCCGGUGGAGAUCAGCGGUGCGAUCGAGGAGGAGUUCACGGUGGCUCGCCUCUACAUCAGCAAGAUCAAGUCGGAGGUGAAGAGCAUGGUGAAGCGCUGCCGCCAGCUGGAGAACAUGCAACUGGAGUGCCACCGCAAGAUGGAGGAGACCGGCAGGGAGCUCUCCUCCUGCCAGCUCCUCAUCUCUCAGCAUGAAGCUAAGAUCCGCUCUCUGACGGAGUACAUGCAGAGCGUGGAGCAGAAGAAGAGGCUGCUGGAGGAGAGCCACGACUCCCUGAGCGAAGAGCUGGCCAAACUGCAAGACCAGGAUAAUUCCCUGCUGGAGGAGAAGGAUGGAGAGAAGGGAGAGCUGGAGGAUGGAAAUGUGAAGAAGGUUCCUCGUCAGCAGAGCGAGUCUCACCGCGGCCUCCAUCACAAGCAGCUGGCCCGCCUGCGGGAUGAGAUCAAUGAGAAGCAGAGGAUCAUUGACGAGCUCACUGAUCGUAACUCCAAGCUGGAGCUGGAGCUGGCUCAGGUUCGUGCCGACUUUGAGCGCCUGAAGAGUCAGGACAACACCAAGAGCGAGCGCCUGGAGGAGCUCUCAUUCCUGCAUGAGCGCCACGAGCAGACCAAACAGGACUUGAAGGGUCUGGAGGAGACCGUCGCCCGCGAACUCCAGACCCUCCACAACCUGCGCAAGCUGUUCGUUCAAGACCUCACGUCGCGGGUUAAAAAAAGUUCCGAAUUGGAGCCUGAUGAUAGCGGGGGGUCUUGCACCCAGAAGCAGAAGAUUUCCUUUCUUGAGAAUAACCUGGACCAACUUACAAAGGUUCACAAACAGCUGGUACGUGACAAUGCAGAUCUGCGUUGUGAGCUUCCAAAGUUGGAGAAACGUCUUCGGUCUACUGCUGAGAGAGUUAAGGCCCUGGAGACUGCACUGAGGGAUGCCAAGGAGGGCGCCAUGAUGGACCGCCGCCGCUACCAGCAGGAGGUCGACCGCAUCAAGGACGCCAUGAGGGCAAAGAACGCCCUGAGGCGUCCCCAUGCAGCAACGAUCGCCAAGCCAGUGAGACCGAAGCAGCAGGCGCCCGUCUGCUCCCCCACCAACCCGUUCUACACUUACAUCCGUGCCACUGAACAAGCCAACACCUUCAGCAACGCCCUCUUCCAGAGCAACGUGACACAGCCGAGCGCCGCCAGCGUCAACUGCAACCCCAACUCUGUCCAGAGCAACACAGUUUCCACAGCGCUGGGCUACAGAGCAGGCAGAUAUAAUGGAGACACACUGGAGUCGUUCCCACUCAACAUUGACAACGGUAACAACCAAAUCGAGAGACAGAGUGAAACGAGAGACAUCAAUGACAACAGAAGUGAAGUUCACUGUAGCAGCGAGGUGGAUGAUUCAAACAGGCACUACGUCAUUCAGCAGGAGACCGCUGCAAGUUAAUGCCUGAAGAUGACCAAACACUGUACCCAAGGACCCUCCCCUCCCAUCUGCAUGCGGCCCGUCCCUCCACUGCAUCACCGAUGAAGAUGAUGAUGAAGAUCUGUAGCCCUGUAGUCUUCAAACUAGAUGAAGCCCCUCCUGCUCCCAUGGUGACCAUUCUCACCCUCAGGUUUGGGGUUCGGUCCCUCCCAGUUCAGUCAUUACAGGAAGUAAAUGAAGUCAGAUUUUUUUUUUUAAUACAGAACGUCCGCUUGUAAUCAACUCAUCGAUGUCUCGGCCAAUCAAUUUGUCACCAGAUAUCACUGAUUACCUCCUGAGGUGGUUGAACUGGAGCGGGGCUGACUCCAUCCCUGAUGUACACACACAUGUUGUAAAUAAUAGUGCUGUAUACUCCAGUAGAGGUUUUUGACCAGCAACUGUUUGUGUGAACGCACAGCCUCCACCGUCCCCUGCACACAUCUUCUUAAGGGCAUCAUGUGGAUGACAUACUGUAGGCAGCAGACGUGACCUUUUUCUCUGUCGUAAAUAAGAGUAUAGUGUGUAACGCCAGCUUGUAACAGAAGACCCACACUCUGCAUGCAUGUCGCUUAGCGGGUUAGCUUUCAAAAUCUUUGCAUGUGUCCUGAUUCCAGUCAGGAGCUGGUAUGCUGCGAGUGAACGGUCUGAUCGACUUCGACAGAUGUCACAGAAAGAGAGAGAGCUGGUUUCCCUUUAAUCCCGAUCGUGGUCUCAGUGCUUUAGAUUUUCUAUUUUUAAAGUAAAACUGGGCUGUUGUGUUAAAUGUGGUCCAGUUUUAAUUUAAUAGAAGAGGACAUAAGGUGCGACAUGCGUCAGGGAAACCCAGCCCAGACUGACGGGGGGGGUCUGUGUCGAGGAAACCUUUUGUAAUCGCUUUGAUACUGUGAUGUUGCAGCUGUAUGACGCCAUUGUACAUUUCAGGUAAUGCUGCCCACCACAUCCAAUUUAUCGUGGAUUCCUCCCUGCAUCGCACCCACUCACCUUGUGCGUCUUCAUACCGAGCCUUAAGAAGAGCUGACUCCUCAUGAUCAAACUAACACGCUGUCAUGUGCAUACAUUUGUAAUUACUACCUCUAGAGCUACUCAUUAUAUUACAGUAUACUAUCAUCCUCUCAAACGCUGAGUAAGAGCUGAUCUUAGAGUUCCUAGAGAGCUUUAGAAUACCAAUAGCUGUAAGUAGAUUUAAAAGCUCUUAUCAGAGCAGUAGUUAUGUUCCUCUGAAGUUUCAUUCAUACACAGAUUCCUCCUCCAUCAUGUAACAGGAUCAGGACUGGGCUUCUAGUGCAGCAGAGGACCAGAAAGGUUAGGUUCACCACAUCAGGGCAGGUCAGACAGUGUCUACAGGUAUACUACAUUGAUAUUCAGAUAUUUUCCUAAACUUUCUGGUGCAUUUUCCUAUUUGGCACCUAGUAUGGCUGAAGUUACACUAUUAACUGUGUGAUCUACAUUUUGAUUUUAAAACCAGCUGAUUAGACUGUUGUCAGGAUAUUAAAUAGGCGUUAUCAGUCGCUAUAAGCACCAUAGAUGUGGGUUGAUAGGGGCAUACUACACCCACUAGUGGGUUUUAUAAUCUAUUCAAAUGGUAGAUCACCGAAAGAAGGUAUUAAAGAAGACGACAGCGACCGUAGUAAUUAUGACAGGAGCAGAAGCUGAAGUCAGGUGCUGUAGUUUAGACACAAGCCCCCAGGAAGUGCGCUGGACUUUGAAGCAAAUUUUCGUAGUGGCCAAAACGGCGUCACUACAACUUCCUGGAGAUUCAGGCUCUCUAUAUAUGGGCUGGAGGUCAGGGGCGAUGGAUGGUUUUGUUGCCUAAACCUAAAGAAGCAUUUUUGUUUGUGUUCAAAACGUAACGUUUCAUUCAAUUUUCAAACAUGUUAGAACGUAGGGCUGUCCUCGAACAAAGAAAUUCUUAGUCGACUAAC
Sebastes umbrosus (honeycomb rockfish) is the source of this 5579-nucleotide messenger RNA. RefSeq names its product kinesin family member 5A, a (gene kif5aa). Gene Ontology annotation, molecular function: microtubule motor activity; microtubule binding; ATP binding. Gene Ontology annotation, biological process: microtubule-based movement. Bases 496 to 3639 code for a protein of 1047 amino acids. The transcript has 29 exons. NCBI's taxonomy places the organism in Eukaryota, Metazoa, Chordata, Actinopteri, Perciformes, Sebastidae. The record is from RefSeq and is a predicted model, not a curated record.